Molecule: messenger RNA, 2205 nt
Organism: Anguilla anguilla (European eel)
Lineage: Eukaryota; Metazoa; Chordata; Actinopteri; Anguilliformes; Anguillidae
Gene: trpt1
Product: tRNA phosphotransferase 1
Exons: 7
Coding region: 275-958 (227 amino acids)
Biological process (GO): tRNA splicing, via endonucleolytic cleavage and ligation
Molecular function (GO): tRNA 2'-phosphotransferase activity
Source: RefSeq, a predicted model, not a curated record
CUAUCCACUAACCUUGUCUGGUAUUCUUGUCGCUGUUCACGGGAAACGUGUUGUGGGUUUCGGUAGAUUGGUAGCUUUAAGUUUCAGUCGUCGUUGGUAUUAUUUCUACUGAAGUCUUUUUGGUUUAAACUGGAGCGUUCAACCUAUAUCUACGCUGUUCUCAAUAAGUCCAUGCCAUUAUAUUGGUUUGUAGCUAUAUCAAUGACAGACUUUGAUUUAGGCCUCAAAUCCGUAUUGGUGAAAUCUUGACUAUUUUAUCUGCAGUGAGGACAGAAUGGACAGUGAGAAAAGAGGAAGAGGAGGACGAAGGGGAAGACAUGGUCAUCGAGGUGGCCAGGACAGAGAUGUGCGUCUGUCUAAGUCUCUGUCCUUCGUUCUGCGCCACGGAGCUGCUCAAAUGGGGUUGGAUAUGAGUUCAGAUGGCUUCCUCUUUGUGGAAGAUCUUCUGUCGCACCCUCAGUUUGGCUCCUUCUCAUUGGAAGAUGUGGAGAGAGUGGUGGCCACCAAUGACAAGCAGCGAUUCAAGCUGUGCACGCAUCCCGAAGAUGGGAGGCUGCAGAUCCGUGCCAACCAAGGGCACACUGUGCAGGUAGCGGAGCUGGAGCUGAGGGCGAUUGGGCCCGAUGACCCAGACUGUCCGAGGGAAGCAGUGCACGGCUCCUACCUCCAGCACUGGCCGGCCAUUCGCGCCCAGGGCCUGAGGAGAAUGAAGCGCAUGCACAUUCACCUGGCUCCCGGGCUGCCUGGUGACGGAGGGGUGAUCAGCGGCAUGAGGAGGAACUGUGACCUGGUUGUUUACAUAGAUCUCCACAAAGCACUGACUGAUGGAAUUCCAUUCUACUGGUCAGAGAACAGGGUGGUGCUGACCCCGGGAGACUCAGACGGCACGCUGGCCCCCAAAUACUUUACCCGCGCCCUCCAGCUGAAACCAUUACGAUGUGAACUUCCACUGGAAUAGAACAACAGAUACGGUUGAGAACUCGCCUGACUACCCCUGCACAGUAUGGACUUGCUUGUGAGAACAGCAAAUGAAAACGGGCAGAUUUCUUCCAAAAAUUCAUAGCGCAGAAGGAAAAUUAUAUGACGCGGGAGCUGAGGACAUCAGCUCACAAAGGGUGAGGCAUAAGCGAGUGCAAGGCUGCCUGUCUAUAUUAGGCUGUGCAUGCUGCUGUUGAGGGCGUCUGCGGUUUCCUGUUCAGUUGCACAGACUAGCAUUGAGAAAGAGGCUUGCACUUGUAUUGUGCCUCAAGAAUUCUACUCAGUGACUGUUGAAGUGCAACCCGCACAAUAGCCACGGAUCCUGAGCACCCAUUACCCACAAUACAGUGUAUUUUGCAGGCGUUCCUUGCAGUUCUUUUUACUUAUAGCCAUCCUCAGCCAAAUACCUCUAUUUAACAGGUUCAGGGAUUUUGGAAAUAUGUACUUUAUAAAAUAUAUGGCACAAAUACAAACAUGCUCAUAUUGUAUGAAGCAUGUAUAAUGCCUUCAAUGAAACGACUUUAUAAAUUAUUCAUGUGCAUACAAGAAUUUUGAUCAGAGGGCUGACCUUAAGUCAAGUAACAUGUGUUUUGUUACAUUUGAGAAUAUAAUACAUAGUGUAAUAUCAUCCAUAAUCCCUGCUUUAUUUAUUUAUGUAGUUAGUUAUGAAAAUGUUAGGUCUUCUUUUCCCAAAAUUUGGAAUAAACAGUCACAAUUAUUGGCCCAUCCGAUUGAUGCAACAUCUCCUGUCAUCGAAGUUUGCACACCAGCACACUCGUCCCUGGAAAUGCGUGCAGCCAUUCAGUGCUUUGUUACACUGCCAGCCACCAGCUGAUUUAUGAUGGUUUUGUGCCAAAAGAGUGCGCAGCUGGUACAGAUAAACUGUAGGAUUCAUUUGAAGAGUUGCUGUUGCAUGAAAUGCCCUCUUCAUUAACUGAAAUCCUAAUUUUGGCUAUGUCUAGCAGCAUAUUUUAAACACAUGCCACACUGCUUUUUCUCGCCUCAGCCUUUGACAGGGUAUUUAUGAUGACACACAAUAGCAAUAUGAGAAAUUCUUGCUCUUUCUCAGAUGCACAGCAAGUGUUUCUGACUCGUUGAUAAUACACCUGGGGUGGUUCAUUGACUGUUAGAAGUAAUUCUGCCUGUUGAUGCACAUUCUUGGUUAUCUGAACUUUUUCUGUUAUAAAAACUACAUAAAAUGAAUGUUAUUAAAUGAAGUGAUCUCAA